UUUUUGAUAUAAAAUAAAUCAAACUAAUUAAUUUGAAGUUUAUAAUUUUAAAUGGGUCCAUUUAUAAAAUAAAUUUUAAAUUGUAUGUUUUAUGAUUAGCAUUGAACAGUUUUAGUUCAAAAACAUAGACAACAUACUAAACAUUAAGCUAUAAAUACUUUUAAACUAAAAGAGACAUAAUAUCAUGAAGACUUUAAGAAAAAAUAUUUCCAUGAAAUUGAAUAUGGCGCAGUAUCAACUAUAUUCGUCCGCUAAUGAACCAGCGUCAGUGGCUCAUUGUCCAAUAGAUCGUCUAAUUCCUGAGUAUAGUCCUGAAGACCCACAACCGUCACACAAUCAAAACAGUGCUAUGCCGUUUACAAUUGAUUAUUCAUAUUUCAUAAAUGACAUUUCGUCUAAACGACAGCCGUCUCUACUUCGAGAAAUUACUAGAGUGUUGGAGAAACUACCAAAAAGCUGCAUAAAAUUCGGCGUAGGAGUACCGAACGUACUAACAUUUCCGUUCAAGAAAAUUAGCGUGGAACUAAUUACUGGAGAGAAUAUUAAACUUCAAGGUCAAGAACUCUCUGAUGCCUUGCAAUAUCUGCCAUCGGUUGGAUAUCGACCAUUGAUUAAAAUAUUGGAAGAAAUACAAGACAGGUUUCAUGGACCUCAAUGUUGGAAUAAAAGAAGUAUCAUUAUGACAUCUGGCGCACAAGAAGGAUUAUCAAAGGCUGUGGACAUGUGAAUGCGUUGCAACGACUCAGUGAUUAUGCCUGAUCCUGUUUACACGGGAGCCGUUGACUUGUUCAGACCAUAUGAUGCUGAGAUCAUACCGAUAGUACAAGAUUCUUGUGGUAUGGUGGUGGAAGAAAUUGAGAAAGUUUUAGUUGAAAGAAAAAGAAAAAAGAUGCCAAUGCCCAAGAUUAUUUAUGUGAACCCUACUGCAACGAACCCUACAGGAACUACAUUACCCACUCACAGGAAACGUGAAAUUUACCGAUUGGCUUGUGAAUAUAAUAUGCUCAUUCUUGAAGACGAUCCAUAUUACUACUUACAUUUCGAAAAAGAAAAUCCUGUAAGUUUUUUGUCUAUGGACACAGAGGGCAGUGUGCUUCGAUUCGAUUCGUUUUCGAAAAUCAUGAGCUCUGGUUUACGUGUUGGAUUUGUAACCGGACCCAUAACGUUACUGCAUAGAAUGGAACUACACAUGCAAACAUCAUCAAUGCACACUUCAUCAUUAUCACAAGUACUUUUAUACAAGCUCCUAUCACAAUGGGGCGAAGAUGGUUUGAUUUCUCAUUUCAUGCAUAUCAGAAACUUUUAUAAGGAAAAGUUGGAUUACACAAUGUGUGCAGUUAAUAAACAUCUUCGAGGACUAGCUGAAUGGUACGAGCCAAAUGGUGGCAUGUUUCUGUGGUUGAAAAUAAUUGGACUGAACGAUGCCAAACAAUUAGUCGGUGAUAGAUGUUUGGGUAAAUUAAUACUUUUAGCUCCUGGAUAUGCGUUAUCAGCCAAUGCUGAAAAUCCAAGUCCCUACAUUCGACUUUCGUAUUCCAUUGCAUCGCCAGAAGAAGUUGAUCGAGGAAUAUUACUGCUGGCGGAAGCUAUACGAGAAGAAUUGUUGGAUCAGGGUGCGUAACAAUAACACCAAAUCAUACUUAUCAGUUAACGAUUAUGACUAUAGAAUAAGGAUCUGUAUGAAUUUGCAACUAUAUUUUCGUUGAUUGUAUAAUAUUAUGUUAAGUUAUCGGUGAUAACUUAUCACAUUGUUUAAGUUUUAAGUUUUAAUUGUAUUUUUUUUAUUCAUACCUAAUAAUACACAUUGUAAUUAAAUAGUGAAAAUAAAAAUGUAUGAAAAAUUA
This is a messenger RNA of Myzus persicae (green peach aphid), 1844 nucleotides long. RefSeq names its product kynurenine/alpha-aminoadipate aminotransferase, mitochondrial-like. Lineage: Eukaryota; Metazoa; Arthropoda; Insecta; Hemiptera; Aphididae. The record is from RefSeq and is a predicted model, not a curated record. Gene Ontology annotation, biological process: biosynthetic process. Gene Ontology annotation, molecular function: L-kynurenine:2-oxoglutarate transaminase activity; pyridoxal phosphate binding. The transcript is spliced from 9 exons.